Molecule: messenger RNA, 1326 nt
Organism: Acanthamoeba castellanii str. Neff
Lineage: Eukaryota; Discosea; Longamoebia; Acanthamoebidae
Exons: 5
Coding region: 1-1326 (441 amino acids)
Source: RefSeq, a predicted model, not a curated record
AUGGAGCCCACACAUGACCUUCCGCCGCUCGAGGCCGAGCCUGCGCAAUCGCGAGGAGGAACGAUCAUUCGAGUCAAGAGGAAGCGAAAUGAGCAGCCUCUCGAUGCUCUCGUCAUUGUGGGCAUGAUGCCACCCUCCAAAAGAGCGGCGUUCGAUGCGCUCUCCGCCGCUUUCGCGACUCUCUCCACAAAGGCAACGACAGGAGCUCCUGCACAGCCAGCCUCCGCGGAGCAGGCCGCACAACCGACACGGCGCCUGUACAGACUGGCUCACACUGUAAAGAGCACCAAGGAAGCUGAAACCAAGACGGCGCUGGACAGGAUCGAGGAUAUCAAGCAAAAGCGCAAACGCACUAUCGAGGUGAGCAAGGAGGAGAAAUCUAAACAGGUCGUACAGCAGAAGCACGAGCAGACACGAACAGCACGUCUCAAAGUGGUGGAGCGACAUCGCACGAAGGCCGGAACAAUCGUCGACGUCGCUGUGGAGCGGGAGAGCGGGACGGAAACGGCGACGAAGAUGCCUCCGCCCGUCUACAUCAAGCCCGCAGCAAAGGCGGUCACAACGCGGAAGCUGCCAUCGGCGCGCAGACAGGGCGCAAGAUUUACGCCCAACCUCGCGGCGGCUAAGACCCAGGAGCAGGUCCACGAGAGCGAGCUGCGCAAGAAGCAGCAGGCGUCGCCUUUUGCAGAGAUCAGCGACGAGACGACCUUCAGCCAGUACCUGCCCAUGGUAAAGAGCUACCUCGCCGAGAUCAAGGGCAAGGAGAAGCUGGACGAUGACGACGAGUACGAGUACGAUCUCUACUACUUUGACGACACAGCCGACAAGGCCGAGCUCGACAGGGACUACGGAGUGUACGUUAUCACCCUCUUCUUCGUCUAUGAUAAGCCGCCAGUGGCACGUGCGCGGAGUCUUGGCGUGUCGCUGACGUCUAUCAUCAAUAGGGUUCACAUCGAGUCGUUUGAUGAAGAACUGGUGGCGGGGAACGAGUACGAUGAAAGCGAGGAGGAGUAUGAUUCUGAGGAUUCCAAUGACGAAAACAACCCCAACUACGAAUACCCCGAGGAGAGCGAACCCGACUCGGACGGAGAAGAAGAGGGUGUCUCUGACCUGUCGAGCGAUGAUGAGGAAAGCCUAGUGACCAUGCACUGGCGGCAGCUGCAGCGAGAGGAGUACUCCAAAUUUGACGAGAGCAUGGGCGACCUCGAGGACGGCGGCGAUGACGACGCCUUGGACGACGACGACGAUGACAACGGCGCCGUUCCUCCUCCGAUGAUCCAGCCCGACUUUGCCUUCUUCCAGAACUGGCGGGCUAUGAGGAAGUAG